Polyodon spathula (Mississippi paddlefish) is the source of this 2386-nucleotide messenger RNA. RefSeq names its product calcium-binding protein 1-like. The coding region runs from base 549 to 1940 and encodes 463 amino acids. The transcript is spliced from 7 exons. Gene Ontology annotation, molecular function: calcium ion binding. The record is from RefSeq and is a predicted model, not a curated record. NCBI's taxonomy places the organism in Eukaryota, Metazoa, Chordata, Actinopteri, Acipenseriformes, Polyodontidae.
UAUUUAUUUAUUUUAAAGAGAGAGUGUCUGUCCAGUUCCUCAGCCCGGCUUCACGUCCACUCCCUGAGUUUAUUACAGGUGCUAGAUUAUAGCCUCGGCUCGAGUAAGUGCAGCGCGUUUAAAAUUAUCGGAGGGGCAAAGCAAGCGGGAGGCUCCCUGUGUGUGCGUCUUUAUUGGACUGACCGACGACGCGCUGCAGGUGUCUGAUUCAUCUUCAUAAAGUGAAAAGUCUAUUGUCUGCCAACCCGUCACAUAGCUAAAUUAUAGUUGGCUGAAUGAAACACAAGGACGAGGGUACACAGAGCCCGGCACAAUCCGGUACUGUACAGCGCUGUUCUGUGUUCAUCUCUACAGACCUCUGCCGCUAGCUACACAGUAGAAGACGCAGACUCCUGAUAAAUCUAUUUUUUAAAUAAAUAAACAAAUUGGAGACGAGGCUACGUUGAAACUGACUGUCUUAGGGAAGCAAAUAAAAGGAAAACAAACAAACCAGACCGAAAUAAAUAAACAAACAAACAAACAAACAAAUAAAUAAAUAAAGCAUCGACAUGAGCUUUCUUCCAAAAAGCGAAUCCAAAACGUCUUUACUGAAAUCGGCAGCUGCUGCGAAGAAAACGGCUUCCGACUCAGUCUCCGGGAGGAGAAGCAAUCACCACCCCGGCAACCACAGCGGGAGGAGCGGUGGAGGCGGCAGCGGCUGUCACGGAGAGCCCCGUUGGCCGGCUGACGGGGAUGUCAGCACCCGCAGACCCCUGUGUCACCCGGGGGCCAGCCGGGAGAACGGGGCGAGGCAGGGCAGCAGGAAUGAAUCGCAUGCCACGGCUGCCCCCGGGCAUCAUCCAGACCAACAUCAGGCGGCAUCAGGAUUGAGCGGUCAGGAGCAAUGCAAAACUUCAAAGCAUCACCACCACCGGCACCAUCACCAUCGCCAUCACAACCAUCAACACCACCCUGCACCGGGACAUCCUCCCCCCCAGCACAGCGCCUCGGACCGCGGGCAUCCAGACAGCCUGCCCGCCUCCACCAACGCCGCUGCCCCGCAGUCUAAACAGUACGAGGACCUGGAGUGCUUCUACGAGUCGGCGCGGGAGAAAUCCCGAGCCGGUUCUUCUCUGAGCCUCGCCUCCAGCCAUUCGGGGAACAACCCGCGGCAGACCCCUUCCUCCUCCCCGCUCGCCAAGUCUUCCAGCCGCGCGUCCGGGAAGGCGUGCAAAAGCAGCACCAGCGCCGGGUGUGCAGAGUCCAGCCUGUCCCAUAAUCUCAGACCCAUCCUCAACCCGGUGUACGGCCAGAUCCGUCGGGAGGAGAAGCGGAGCUACAAGGCAGUGCAGACCUGUGAGGAGGCCGCACCCCCCGGCUCCCUGCUCGACCCCUGUCAGGGCCCCCUGCUGGCUCUAGCGCAGAACUGCACCCUCAUGCACAACCUGCUGGGACCCGCCUGCAUCUUCCUGCGCAAGGGCUUCGCCGAGAACCGGCAGCCUGACAGAGAGCUGAGGCCAGAGGAGCUCGAUGAGCUGCGCGAGGCCUUCAAGGAGUUUGAUAAGGACCGUGACGGCUUCAUCAGCUGCAAGGACCUGGGCAACUGCAUGAGAACCAUGGGAUACAUGCCCACUGAGAUGGAGCUGAUCGAGCUGAGCCAGCAGAUCAACAUGAACCAGGGCGGCCAGGUGGACUUUGAAGACUUUGUGGAGCUGAUGGGACCGAAGCUCCUGGCAGAGACAGCGGACAUGAUCGGGGUGAAGGAGCUGAGAGACGCCUUCAAAGAGUUUGACACUAACGGGGACGGACAUAUCAGCACUGUGGAGCUGCGGGACGCCACGAGGAAGCUGCUGGGACAGCAGGUGGGACACAGGGACCUGGAGGAGAUCCUGAGGGACGUAGACCUGAACGGGGACGGACACGUGGACUUCGAGGAGUUUGUGAGGAUGAUGUCACGCUGAGGGUUUGGGCUUGGGAGAAACUGGUUUACGUACUGGUAUGGCUCCCCCAUUCCUUCCCCCAUCUCUCCCUCUCUCCCUCUGAUCAAACCUGGCCGCAGGGACAGAGAGCGCCCCCUACCUGCAGAAACUGGAAGACCAGAUGAGAAAAGCGACCCGGGGAACUCCGUGCAGCGACCAGGCGCCACCUGCACUCCCCCGCCCUCGCCAUCCCUGUGUGUAUCUGAGGGGCCCCCAGUCCCCCUGGUACAUCACCCUCUACCUGGAAGCUGCUGUCGGGCCGGAGGGGGCUGUCACUCUGCCAAUCCAGCGCCGUGUCGUCGGUGUGUGCGACUGUGUGGCACGAGCAUGAACACACAUUUAUACCAGUGUGUGUCUCUCAGUCUGUGUGCGGGCGCGCUUGUCUUUGGCGGUGCGUGUGUGACAGUUUCUGUUUGUCACUUGGUGCG